CUUUUUUAAAAAAAAAUAUAUAGUGGCUUUUAUAAACCACUGGUGUAGUAGUCUGAGUCUUGCUAUUCUAGCGAAUAUAGCUCUCUAAGACAAUCAUUAAACAUAGAUAGUACACUCUUGAACAUAAAUCCACUCAAUCUCACGCACAAAUACACGGAAAUCUCUGCUCUUGCCGUUCUAUUAAGAGAAUCAUGGAGUGAGAAAUGCUCGUGACGAAUAUCGAAUUGAUGCGGCGCCGAAUUCUCGAGAGUAAGCCAGCCAUGAAUUAUUAUUGUUUUGCCGGUUCCUCUUCAGAUAUAGCGACGACGCAGCCAGAGGAGUAGGAAAGCACUCACAAAAAACACAAAAAAAACAGACAGGAACAAGAAUGCAGGCACCUCCCACAACUGUUUCACCAGACGAUCUGGCAGCUCGGUUGUCUGGUGUAGCGCUCGAGCAGCCUGUCCGUCGCAGUAAACGGCCCGCUCGCGUCUUCCACAACCUGGACUCGAGCUCGACCGAUCCGUCUUCACAGCCAAUCAUCCCAUCCGACCUGCCUGAUCCGACGUCGUCGUUUGACGCUUCGAUUGCUGCGUCACUGAACGGAUUUGUGCCGUCAGUCCCGGAUGCUACGACGCCGAAGCCUGUGGCGCCCGGAGCGAUGCACUACGGCUCUGGGGCAGCGAUGGCGGCCGCAAUGACUCCCGGUCGCGAUACUCAGCCUGUCUCGUCGGGCGUGGGCGGGAACGGUCGCGUCGACCCAGACCAGAUCCCUUCGCUUGUGUCGGUUCGGGAAUCUAACCAGGAGUACUACGCGACCCACGUCUAUCCGACGAUGGAGAAACUAUGCCCGCCGAUUGCAGGCACGCAGUACACCGCAAUCGACCAGGGCUCGUCCAACCCCAAAUUCGGCCGUCUGACGCUCUGUAGCGUUCCCCAGACCCCAGAAAUGCUAGCGACCUCGCACCUUCCUCUCGGCCUCGUGCUACAGCCGCUGAGCUCGCUCAACCCCGGCGAAAACGAAGUCCCUGUCCUCGACUUUGGCGAGUCCGGUCCGCCACGGUGCAACCGAUGCCGCGCAUACAUCAAUCCGUUUGUCCAAUUUGCCGACGGCGGGGCCAAAUUCGUCUGCAACAUGUGCCAGUUUGCAAACACCGUUCCCGGCGAUUACUACUCUCCAAUCGACGCCUCUGGCAGACGAAUCGAUCGCGACCAGCGGCCGGAACUGAACCUCGGCUCGGUGGAUUUUAUCGUGCCGAAGCAGUAUACGACGUCUGAACCUAUUCCUAUGCGGUAUCUGUUUGCGAUUGAUGUUAGUGCGGACGCGGUGAAUAAGAGUUUACCACAUCUGUCUGCGCAGGCUAUCAGAAGAGCUCUGUAUGGCUCGGCCUCGAGUCUGCCAGAGGGAUGCAAAAUUGCAAUCAUGACUUUUGACCGUGCACUCCAUUUUUACAAUUUAUCCAGCAACCUCACUCAAGCGCAAAUGAUGGUCGUGAGCGAGGUCGACGACUCUUUUCUCCCGCUAAUGAACGGUUUAUUCGUUGAUCCCGAAGAGUCACGCAUGGUAAUCGAAUCCCUGCUCGAUCGCCUCGAGCUCAUGUUUGAAGAUCUCAAGGUGCCCGAGCCCGCAUUCGGCGCCGUUCUCGACGUCGCUUUCCAAGCUCUCGAAGCUACCGGCGGCAAGGUCUUUGUCACCCUGUCUGCGCUGUCGACCUGGGGUCCUGGCCAUCUAGUCUUCCGCGACGAUCCGCGCCAGUAUCAUACCGAGAAAGAAAAGGCGCUGUUCAGCGGCGAUAAUGUGUAUUAUAAAACAUGGGGCCAGAAGUACGCGCAUGCGGGCGUGGGUCUCGAUCUGUUUGUGUUUCCGAGCACGUACUGCGACCUUGCAAACGUGGGCACCAUCUGCGAGCUCUCCGGCGGCGAGCUGUACUACUACCCCAACUUUGUUCCGCAGCGGGACGGCCGACGCAUGAUCUCAGAGUUCAGCACGGCCGUCGACCGGACGAUCGGAUACCAGGCGCAGCUCAAGGUGCGUUGCUCGAACGGCCUGCAGGUGGCGGCGUACUAUGGCAACUUUUACCAUGCGAGACCGGCCGCGGAUCUUGAGUUUGGCACGAUUGACGAGCACAAGUCUGUGGUUGCCAUGUUCAAGUAUGACGGCAAGCUGGAUCCGAAGCUCGAUUCACACUUCCAGGCUGCGUUGUUGUAUACGACGAAGUCAGGACAGCGGAGGGUGCGGUGCCAUAAUUUUGUUGCGGGGGUGACCACGCAAAUCAAAGAGGUAGUCAAGUUCUGCGACGAGGACGCGGUCGUGUCUGUGAUUGCCAAAGAGGCAGUCCAGCGAAUGGUCACCGACCAACUGAAAGAUAUCCGCUCCGGCAUCACCGAGAAAUGCGUUCAAAUCCUCGCCUCCUACCGAAAACACGGCGCAGCCAUGUCCUCGCCCGGCCAGCUCAUCCUACCUGAAGCGCUCAAGGAGCUCUCGGUCCUUCUCCUAGGUCUGAACAAAACCAAAGCCCUGCGCGGCGGAAAUGUGAGCAGCGACAUGCGCGUCUUUUCGAUGCGUCUGAUAAAGUCGAUGCCGAUCGAAGACCUCGCGCUCUAUCUCUACCCGCGCAUAUUCGGGCUGCACAACCUCGCUCCCGAGGACGGCUACGUCGAUCCUGCGAGCGGCCAGUUCAGAAUGCCAAAGUACCUGCGCGCCUCGCUCGCGAGAUUCGACGCCGGCGGAGUGUACGUGAUUGACAACGGCCAAAACUGCUACCUCUGGAUCCACAGACGGGUGAACCCGAACCUCCUGCGCGAUCUGUUUGGGCCCAAGUAUGAAAAACUCGAGGCGCUGGAUCCGUACCUGAACGAGCUUCCGGAGGUCGACAUGCCGAUCUCGACGCAGGCGCGGAAUAUCAUGGCGCAUCUCGCGAGUCUGCGCGGGGCAAAGGCGUUGAGUAUCCAGUUGGCCAGGCAGGAGCUUGAUGGUGCGGAGUAUGAGGUUUCGGCGAUGAUGGUUGAGGAUCGGAAUAAUGAGGCGAUGAAUUAUGUGGAUUACCUGUGUCAUAUUCAUAAGCAGAUUCAGUUGGUUAAUCAUAGUUAACGAUGAACGGAAUGGUUGAUCAUAGUUGACGAUGGAACAAAAUGUGUACAGAUCUGUUGUUUUGCUAGCAUUUGAAUGUCUCUUUUUUGCAGUUUAUUUUCACAAUGUAGUUGUCACAUAGAUCAGAUUGCAUAAUGCAGGCUUGGUUUUUGAGGAUCUGUUUUUUCAUCGAGCUACGACGAGCAAGUUGGUUUAUAGAUGGAAGAGA
Molecule: messenger RNA, 3278 nt
Organism: Myxozyma melibiosi
Lineage: Eukaryota; Fungi; Ascomycota; Lipomycetes; Lipomycetales; Lipomycetaceae
Product: Sec23/Sec24 trunk domain-containing protein
Exons: 2
Coding region: 368-3070 (900 amino acids)
Biological process (GO): COPII-coated vesicle cargo loading; endoplasmic reticulum to Golgi vesicle-mediated transport; intracellular protein transport
Cellular component (GO): COPII vesicle coat; endoplasmic reticulum exit site
Molecular function (GO): SNARE binding; zinc ion binding
Source: RefSeq, a predicted model, not a curated record